Messenger RNA from Diabrotica virgifera virgifera (western corn rootworm), 9712 nucleotides. RefSeq names its product serine-rich adhesin for platelets-like. The coding region runs from base 88 to 9690 and encodes 3200 amino acids. The record is from RefSeq and is a predicted model, not a curated record. The transcript is spliced from 5 exons. NCBI's taxonomy places the organism in Eukaryota, Metazoa, Arthropoda, Insecta, Coleoptera, Chrysomelidae.
AAAAAAUAUUGUUAUAAAUUGCUAGGUAAAUAUUUCAUUAACUGGUAUUGUCUAUUGGAAACUAUUAUUACAAGCCACAAGGCAAAAAUGAAGUUAACAGGUGUAUGUUUUUUAAUUGUGUCUAUCUGUGUUAUCAAUGGGAAUGGUCCCAACUCUGCCAGUGCAGCCAUCAUAAACACCUCAGUUCCCUCUAAAUUUGUUUUUAAACAAGCAGCUAUAAGCAAGUUAGGAACUACUGCAGAACCAAAAGAAACUAAACAACCUAAUACUGUCGCUAGAGAUUUCAAGGAGAAAUAUAAAAAAUUACAAGAAAAACAUAAAAAGCUAAUAGAAAAGUACUCUUCACUUCAACAAGAAUGUAAAGCAUUAACAGAGGAUUGCAAUAAUGAGACUAAAAAGGAUGAUUUCAAAACCAUAACUAAUCCACCCGACAUAGAAGCCGAUUCAUCAUCUGCUUCACCUAUGGAUUCUUCAGCUAAUCCAACUAAUCCACCAUCUACACCACCAACAUGUUGUCCAUGUGAUCCAACUUAUCCACCAUAUGGUUCAUCAACUGGUUCAACAACUGAUUCAAUAACUGGUUCAACAACUUAUCCAACACCUGAGACAACAGCUGCUUCAACAACUGAUUUAACACCUGAGAAAACAACUGAUUCAACAACUAAUUUAACACCUGAGGCAACAAUAAAUUCCACAACUGAUACAACAACUGAUACAACAACUAGUUUAACGACUGAUUCAACAACUUAUACAACAACUGGUUCAACAACUGAUCCAACACCUGAGACAACAACUGGUUCAAUAACUUAUUCAACACCGGAGAAAACAACUGAUUCAACAACUGGUUCAACAGCUGAUUUAACACCUCAGACAACAAAUGAUUCAACAACUGGUUCAGCAACUGAUUCAACCCCUAAGACAACAACUGAUUCAACACCUGAGGCAACAACUAAUUCAACAACUGAUUCAAUAACGGGUUCAAUAACAGGCUCAACACCUGAGACAACAAAUGAUUCAACAAUUGAUUCAACAACUGGUUCAACAGCUGAUUUACCACCUGAGACAAAAACUGAUUCAACAACUGAUUCAACUACUGAUUCAACAACUGAUUCAACACCUGAUUCAACACCUGAUUCAACAACAGAUUCUACAACUGAUUCAACAACCGGUUCAACAGCUGAUUUAACACCUGAGACUACAGUUGAUUCAACAACUGAUUCCACAACUGAUACAACAAUUGAUACAACAACUAGUUUAACGACUGAUUCAACAAUUGAUUCAACAACUGGUUCAACAACUGAUCCAACACCUGAGACAACAACUGGUUCGACAACUGAUUCAACACCGGAGAACACAACUGAUUCAACAACUGGUUCAACAGCUGAUUUAACACCUCAGACAACAAAUGAUUCAACAACUGGUUCAGCAACUGAUUCAACCCCUAAGACAACAACUGAUUCAACACCUGAGGCAACAACUAAUUCAACAACUGAUUCAACAACGGGUUCAAUAACUGGCUCAACACCUAAGACAACAAAUGAUUCAACAAUUGAUUCAACAACUGGUUCAACAGCUGAUUUACCACCUGAGACAAAAACUGAUUCAACAACUGAUUCAACUACUGAUUCAACAACUGAUUCAACACCUGAUUCAACAACAGAUUCUACAAUUGAUUCAACAACCGGUUCAGCAGCUGAUUUAACAUCUGAGACUACAGUUGAUUCAACAACUGAUUCAAUAACUGGAUCAACAACUGACUUAAUACCGGAGGUUACAACUGAUUCAACAACUGAUUCAACAACUGAUUCAUCAACUGAUUCAACUACUGGUUCAACAACUAAAAUAUCACCUGAAACAACAACUGGUUUAACAACUGAUUCAACACCUGAGAUAACAACUGAUUCAACAACAGAUUCAACAACCGGAUCAACUGCUGAUUUAACACCCGAGGCAACAACUGGAACAACAACUGAUUCAACUGCUGAUUUAACACCUGAGACAAAAACUGAUUCAACAACUGAUUUAACAACUGAUUCAACAACUGGUUCAACAAAUGAUGUAACGACUGAUUCAACAACUGAUUUAACAACUGAUUUAACAACUGAUUCAACAACUGAUUCAACAACUGGUUCAAAAACUGAUUCAACAACUUAUUCUACAACUGACUCAACAACUGGUUCAACAGCUGAUUUAACACCUGAAACAACAGUUUAUUCAACAACUGAUUCAAUGACUGGAUCAACAACUGAUUUAACACCUGUAGCAACAACUAGUUCAACAACUGACACAACUGCUGAGACAGCAUCUGAUUCAACAACCGGUUCAAAUGAUGAUUUAACACCUGAGACAACAGCUGAUUCCACAACUGGUACAACAAUUGAUUUAACACCUGAGACAACAAAUGAUUCAACAACUGGUUCAACAACUGAUUCCAGAACUGGUACAUCUGAUUCAACCCCUGAGACAAUAACAGAUUCAACAACCGGUUCAACAACUGAUUCAACAAACAAUUAUUCUACUGCUGAUUUUACACCUGAGACAACAACUGGUCCAACAACCGGUUCAACUGCUGAUUUAACACCUAAGGCAACAACUGAUUCAACAACUGGUACAACAACUGAUUCAACACCUGAGACUACAACUGAAUUAACAACUGGUUCAACGACUGAUUCAACAAUUGAUUCAACAUCUGGUUCAACAACUGAUUCAACAACUGAUUCUACAAUUGAUUCAACAACUGGUUCAACAGCUGAUUUAACACCAGAGACAACAACUAAUUCAAUAACUGGUUCAACAACUGGUUCAACAUCUGGUUCAACUACUGAUUUAACACCUGAGACAACAACUAGUUCAACAACUGACACAACUGCUGAGACAGCAACUGAUUCAACAACCGGUUCAACUGAUGAUUUAACAUCUGAGACAACAGCUGAUUCCGCAACUGGUACAACAAUUGAUUUAACAUUUGAGACAACAACUGAUUCAACAACUGGUACAACAUCUGAUUCAACCCGUGAGACAAUAACUGAUUCAACAACUGGUUCAACAACUGAUUCAACAAACAGUUCCACUGCUGAUUUUACACCUGAGACAACAACUGAUUCAACAACCGGUUCGACGGCUGAUUUAACCCCUGAGACAGCAACUGAUUCAACAACUGGUACAACAACUGAUUCAACACCUGAGACUACAAUUGAAUCAACAACUGGUUCAACGACUGAUUCAACAACUGGUUCAACGACUGAUUUAACAACUGAUUCAACAACUGGUUCAACAGCUAAUUCAACACCAGUGACAACUACUGAUUCAACAGCCGUUUCAGCAACUGAUUCAACCCCUAAGACAACAACUGAUUCAACAACUGGUUCAAUAACUGACUCAACACCUGAGACAAUAACGAAUUCAACCACUGAUUCAACAACUUAUUCAACAACUGAUUCAACAACUGAUUCAAAAACUGAUUCUACAACUGAUUCAACAACCGGUUCUACAGCUUAUUUAACACCUGAGACUGCAACUGACUCAACAACUGAUCCAACACCUGAGACAACAACUGAUUCAACAACUGAUUCAACACCUGUGACAACAACUGAUUCAACGACUGAUUCAACAAGUGGUUCAACAACUGAUUCAACAACUGAUUCAACAACUGAUUCAACAAUUGAUUCAACAACUUAUUCGACAACUGAUUCAACAACUGAUUCAAUAACUGAUUUAACAACUGCGUCAACAACUGUUACAACAACUGAUUCAACACUUGAGACAACAACAUAUCCAACAACUUUUACAACAACUGAUUCAAAAACUGAUUCAACAACAGCCGAGCCAAUACCAAAAAGUUCAGCUGCAGAUUUGUUUGCAGGCACUAAGUAUUUGAUGGCUACAUUUGUAAUUGUGAUUUUAAAUUACAUCUUAAUCAUAAUACGUAUUGUUUGCUAUAAAGUGCAAUGCAAAUAUUUUAGUAACAUACUCAACUUGUACUACGUUAAGAACUGUUUCAUUCAAAACAAAACAAUGAAGAGGAUAAGUGCAUGCAUAUUAAUACUUUCAAGUUUGUGGAUUAAAAGCACUCUUCAAUCGCCUUUAUUCCACAAAUCGAUAGAAAAUAAAGAGAAAAAUGAGACGCUCCUUCCACAUAUUACCUCUUUUCUCAACUCAGCUAAUAGUUUACCUGAAAAAAUUUAUGUCGGAGAUAUUGGUGCCGAUAAUAGAAAAGAUACAAAUAGUAAUGGAGAAAUAAAUUCCGAUGAAAAUUCGGAUGAAGCAGAGAAUUCGAGCACAAUGGAUAAAGCCAAUAGCACCCCAUCUGAUCAAACCGAUGCCGCCGAAACAGCAGAUGAUUUCAAUACAACAGCGGACAGGUCCGAUACAACAGCAGACAUUUCUAAUACAGCAGUAUAUGAUUCCAAUACAACUGAAGAUGAUUCCAAUACCAAAACAGACGAUACUAAUACAACAUCAGAUGAUUCUAAUACAACAACAAACAUUUCCAAAACAACUGAAGAUGAUUCCAAUGCAACAGCAGACGAUACUAAUACAACAGCAAAUGAUUCCAAUACAAAAGCAGAUGAUUCAAAUACAACAACAGAUAUUUCCAAUACAACAGCAGAUGAUUCCAAUACAACUGAAAAUGUUUCUAAUAACACAGCAGACGAUACCAAUACAAUAUCAGAUGAUUCUAAUACAACAGAUAUUUCCGAAAAUGAACAUGACUCCAAUACAACAGCAGACGAUACUAAUACAACAGAAGAUGAUUCAAAUACAACACCAAAUGAUUUAAAUACAACGGCAGACAUUUCCAAUACAACUGCAGAUGAUUCCAAUAAAACUGAAGAUGAUUCCAAUACCACAGCCGACGAUACUAACACAACAUCAGAUGAUUCUAACACAACAGACAUUUCCAAUAACACUGAAGAUUAUAAUAUUACAACAGCACACGAUUCCAAUACAACAGCAGAUGAUUCUAAUACAACUGAAAAUGAUUCCAAUACCACAUCAGACGAUAUUAAUACAACAUCAGAUCAUUUUGAUACAACAGACAUUUUCAAUACAACCGAAGAUGACUCCGAUACAACAGAAGACGAUACUAAUACAACAGAAGAUGAUUCUAAUACAAAAACAGACAUUUCCAAUGCAACUGCAGACGUUCCCAAUACAACAUCAGACGAUUCCAAUACAACAGCAGAUGAUUCUAAUACAACUGAAGAUGAUUCCAAUACAAAAGCGGACGAUACUAAUACAACAGCAGAUAAUUCCAAUACAAUAGCAGAGGAUUCAAAUACAACAACAGAUAUUUCCAAUACAACAGCAGAUGGUUCCAAUACAAUUGAAGAUGAUUCCAAUACAACUGAAGAUGAUUCCAAUACAACAGCAGACGAUACUAACACAACAGAAGAUGAUUCUAAUACAACACCAGACAUUUCCAAUACAACUGAAGAUGAUCCCAAUACAACAGCAGACGAUACUUAUACAACAUCAGAUGAUUCCAAUACAACAGCAGACGAUUAUAAACCAACAGCAGACAAUACUAAUACAAUAGCAGAUGAUUCCAAUAUAACAGCAGAUGAUUAUAAUACCACAGCAGACGAUUCCAAUAAAACAGCAGGUGAUACUAAUACAACAUCAGAUGAUUCUAAUAAAACAGAGAGUUCCAAUACAACAGCAGAUGAUUUCAACUCAACUGAAGAUGAUUCCAAUAUAACAGCAGACGAUACUAAUACAACAGUAGACGGUUCCAAUACAACAGCAUAUGAUUCUAAUACAACUGAAGAUGAUUCCACAGCAGACGAUACUAAUACAACAUCAGAUGAUUCUAAUACAACAGACAUUUCCAAUACAACUGAAGAUGACUCCGAUAUAACAGCAGCCGAUACUAAUACAACAGAAGAUGAUUCUAAUACAACAACAGACAUUUCCAAUACAACUGAAGACGUUCCCAAUACAACAUCAGACGGUUCCAAUACAACAGCAGACGAUAUUAACAAAACAGAAGAUGAUUCUAAUACAACAGACAUUCCCAAUACAACUGAAGAUGACUCCGAUACAACAGCAGACGAUACUAAUACAACAGAAGAAGAUUCUGAUACAACAGCAGACAUUUCCAAUACAACUGAAGACGAUCCUAAUACAACAGCAAACGAUUCCAAUACAACAGCAGGUGAUUCUAAUAGAACUGAAGAUGAUUCCAAUAUAACAACAGACGAUACUAAUACAACAGCAGAUAAUUUUAAUACAACAACAGACAUGUCUAAUACCACUGAAGAUGAUUUCAAUACAACAGCAGACGAUACUGAUACAAAUGAAGAUGAUUCCAAUACAACAACAGACGCUUCUAAUACAACAGCAGAUGAUUCAAAUACAACACCAGAUGAUCCUAAUACAACAACAGACAUUUCCAAUACAACUAAAGACGUUCCCAAUACAACAUCAGACGAUUCCAAUACAACAGCAAAUGGUUCUAACACAACUGAAGAUGAUUCCAAUACAACAGCAGACGAUACUAAUACAACAGCAGAUAAUGCCAAUACAACAGCAGAUGAUUCAAAUACAACAACAGAUAUUUCCAAUACAACAGCAGAUGUUUCCAAUGCAACUGAAGAUGAUUCCACUACAACUCAAGAUGAUCCCAAUACAACAGCAGACGAUACUAACACAACAGAAGCUGAUUCUAAUACAAAAACAGACAUUUCCAAUACAACUGAAUAUGAUCCCAAUACAACAGCAGACGAUUUUAAUACAACAGCAGAUGGUUCAAAUACAACAACGGACCUUUCCAAUACAACAACGGACCUUUCCAAAACAACAACAGAUGAUUCCAAUACAACUGAAGAUGAAUCCAAUACCACAGCCGACGAUACUAACACAACAUCAGAUGAUUCUAAUACAACAGACAUUUCCAAUACAACUGAAGAUGACUCCGAUACAACAAUAGACGAUACUAAUACAACAGAAGAAGAUUCUGACACAACAACAGACAUUUCCAAUACAACUGAAGACGAUCCUAAUACAACAGCAAACGAUUCCAAUACAACAGCAGAUGAUUCUAAUAGAACUGAAGAUGAUUCCAAUACAACAACAGACGAUACUAAUACAACAGCAGAUGAUUCUAAUACAACAACAGACAUUUCUAAUACCACUGAAGAUGAUUCCAAUACAACAGAAGACGAUACUAAUACAACAGCAGAUAAUUCCAAUACAACAGCAGAUGAUUCAAAUACAAUAACAGAUAUUUCGAAUACAACAGUAGAUGGUUCCAAUACAACGGAAGAUGAUUCCAAUACAACAGCAGACUAUACUAACACAACAGAAGAUGGUUCUAAUACAACAACAGACAUUUCCAAUACAACUGAAGGUGAUCCCAAUACAACAGCAGACGAUACUUAUACAACAGCAGAUGAUUCCAAUACAAACGCAGACGAUUAUAAUACAACAGCAGACGAUACUAAUUCAACAGCAGAUGAUUCCAAUACAACAGAAGAUGAUUAUAAUACCACAGCAGACGAUGCCAAUACAACAGCAGGUAACACUAAUACAACAUCACAUGACUCUAAUAAAACAGACAGUUCCAAUACAACAGCAGAUGAUUUCAACACAACUGAACAUGAUUCCAAUACAACAGCAGACGAUACUAAUACAACAGCAGACGGUACCAAUACAAAAGCAGAUGAUUUUAAUACAACUGAAGAUGAUUCCAAUACCACAGCAGACGAUACCAAUACAACAUCAGAUGAUUCUAAUACAACAGACAUUUCCAAUACAACUGAAGAUGACUCCGAUACAACAGCAGACGAUACUAAUACAACAGACGAUGAUUCUAAUACAACAACAGACAUUUCCAAUACAACUGAAGACGUUCCCAAUACAGCAUCAGACGAUUCCAAUGCAGCAGAAGAUGAUUCUAAUACAACUGAAGAUGAUUCCAAUACAACAGCAGACGAUACUAAUACAACAGCAGAUAAUUCCAAUACAACAGCAGAUGAUUCAAAUACAACAACAGAUAGUUCCAAUACAACAGCAGAUGGUUCCAAUACAACUGAAGAUGAUUCCAAUACAACUGAAGAUGAUUCCAAUACAACAGCAGACAAUACUAACACAACAGAUGAUGAUUCUAAUACAACAACAGACAUUUCCAAUAUAACUGAAGAUGAUCCCAAUACAACAGCAUACGAUUUUAAUACAACAGCAGAUGAUUCAAAUACAACAACGGACCUUUCCAAUACAACAACGGACCUUUCCAAUACAACAACAGAUGAUUCCAAUACAACUGAAGAUGAAUCCAAUACCACAGUUGACGAUACUAACACAACAUCAGAUGAUUCUAAUACAACAGACAUUUCCAAUACAACUGAAGAUGACUCCGAUACAACAGCAGACGAUACUAAUACAACAGAAGAAGUUUCUUAUACAACAAGAGACAUUUCCAAUACAAUUGAAGACGAUCCUAAUACAACAGCAAACGAUUCCAAUACAACAGCAGGUGAUUCUAAUAGAACUGAAGAUGAUUCCAAUACAACAGACGAUACCAAUACAACAGCAGAUUAUUCUAAUACGACAACAGACAUUUCUAAUACCACAGAAGACGAUUCCAAUACAACAGCAGACGAUUCCAACACAACAGCAGAUGAUUCCAAUACAACAGCAGACGAUUCCAAUACAACAGCAGGCGAUUCCAAUGCAACAGCAGACGAUUCCAAUACAACAGUAGAUGAUUUCAAUACAACUGAAGAUGGUUCCAAUACAACAAUAGACGAUACUAAUAAAACAGCUGGUGAUUCUAAUUCAACAACAGACAUUUCCAGUACAACAGCAGGUGAUUCCAAUGCAACUGAAGAUGAUUCCAAUACAACAGCUGGCGAUACUAAUACAACAGCAGAUGAUUCUAAUACAACAACAGACAUUUCCAAUACCACUGAAGAUGAUUCCAAUACAACUGCAGACCAUACUAACACUAGAACAGAUGAUUACAAUACAACUGAUGACAAUUCCAAUACAACAACAAACGAUACUAAUACAACAGCACAUGAUUCUAAUACAACAAUAGACAUGUCCAAUACAACAGCAGAUAAUUUCAAUACAACUGAAGAUGAUCCCAAUACAACAGCAGACGAUUCCAAUACAACAGGAGACAAUUCCUAUACAACCGCAUACAGUUCCAAUUCAACAGCAGAUGAUUCCAAUACAACAGCAGUCGAUACUAAUACAACAGCAGAUGAUUCCAAUACAACAGCAGACGAUUCCAAUACAACAGCAGACGAUUCCAAUACAACAGCAGAUGAUUCCAAUACAAUAACACACAUUUCCAAUACAACAGCAGAUGAUUUCAAUACACCUGAAGAUGAUCCCAAUACAACAGCAGAUGAUUCCAAUACUACAGAAGACGAUUCCAAUACAACCGCAGACAGUUCCAAUACAACAGCAGAUGAUUCCAAUACAAUAACAGACAUUUCCAAUACAACAGUAGAUGAUUUUAAAACAACAACAAUCCCGGACAAACCAACGGAGAGAAGCCCUAGAACUACCGACAUUCCGAGUCCUACACGCAUUGUCACAGAUACGCCUACACAUCCAUCUUCUGAGAAGACACCUGCAGCAACCACUUUAGUGCCAUCCAGUACUGGUGCAGCUUAUUCACGAUUUAUAGCUUCGGAAUGCCUUCUUCCAUUACUAAUGAUAGUUAUUGCAUUGAAUUGAAAUAAAAUAAUAAUCAGUUUAA